Messenger RNA from Megalobrama amblycephala (Wuchang bream), 3779 nucleotides. RefSeq lists its product as uncharacterized. The record is from RefSeq and is a predicted model, not a curated record. Gene Ontology annotation, molecular function: nucleic acid binding. Gene Ontology annotation, biological process: DNA integration. The transcript has 15 exons. Bases 411 to 1880 code for a protein of 489 amino acids. NCBI's taxonomy places the organism in Eukaryota, Metazoa, Chordata, Actinopteri, Cypriniformes, Xenocyprididae.
UCACCUACUCUUUUUGCUUUAGAAAUACUUAUUCGCUCGCCUACUGCUUUUCCCCUACUAAAUAGUAGAGAAGUAGGCGGUUUCGGACGCAGUCACUUACUUUGCUGAGUAUUGUUUAGCCCUUUAUCUGACCUUGUCUCCGUGUUUCCUUGUCGUUGCCUUGCCUUUGUUUUUGACCCUGGACUGUUUUCCUUGUUUGAUGAUCGUUUGCUGCCUGUCUUGACCAUUGCCUGUGUUUGGAUUACUCUUUUGCCUUGCCCUCUUGUAUCUGUUUGCUGGUGUUUGACCUCUGCCUGUAUGACUGCGCUCAUAUUAAUAAAGCCUGCACAUGGAUCUCCAACUCUGUUGUCCAGUUCCCUUCGUUACAGUUUUAACUGACUAAAGCCAAACUAUUUUGUUUAAACAACAGCAUGCUGUGUCCAUUUCAUCAGGUAAAGACAGCAGCUGAGGUGGCUCAAUGCAUCAUCAAAUUCUUCCAUCAGUUUGAGGUUCUGAAAAGGAUACUGACUGAUCCAGGCACAGUGUUUGUGAAUGCGGUACUUUUGAUAAACAAGAAUGUAUGUGUCAUGCUUGGAAUUAAAAGGAGCCUUUGUUCACCGUACCAUCCUCAAACGAAUGGACUGGUAGAGAGGAUGAAUGGUACAAUUCAAAGAGCUCUCAGCAAGCUGGUGGCACAAAAACUGGAAAAUUGGGAUGAGUACUUGGAGGCAGUAAUGUUUGGGUUGAGGAAGAAAAAACAAAUCACCACUAAGUUCUCCCCAUUCUUUUUGAUGUUUGGCCGAGAGGCUCUGUACCCAACAGAGGUGCCAGAACACUUCAUGGUUGUUAAACACAACCAGAUCGGGAACUACCUGCUCACUGAAGAGCUUCCUGCAGCCAGUCUUGAUCCUCAAGUGGAAUUUGGUAAAAUAUGGUCAAAUACAUUUAAAUUAUUAUUAGAAAAAAACAUGGAGAGCCUCUCUGCUAUGAUGUCUGACUCCCCUGAAAUCCAGAGGGCAUCAUCAUCAUGGACUUUCAGGCAGCAGCAAGCCUCACAAAGAUGGAAGGAGGCAAGGCCAUUCCACCUUAAAUGCCUCAUCCAAACUCAGGAUGUUGGCCAACCAUUUUGUAGCAAGCCUGCGGUUGUUAGAUGCAGAAGUGUCUACCAGAUCAGUGGUUCUGUGAAACCUGCGAUACCAAGAAUCACAGGAGAUGGCCACUCCACGAUAGGGAGUCAGUCCUUGAGGGCUUUUUUCCCAUCCACAUAUUUUGUAAGAGGGGAGGGAGGAUACAGCUCACACGACCAAGCUUGUAUUUUGCCAACGGUGAGAGUGACUCAAAAAUGUCCCUGUGAAGUCCCCAGCAUAACUGUGUCACCUGGCAAAGCGGUCAUUUUAAUUUCCAUCAAUGGGCGUUAUGACAUGCACCAGCCAUUGUUUGCAUGCCAAACAUGCCAGCAGCAGUGGGCUCCAGAGUUCAUGGACCUCGUAAACAGUGGAUACUGGCCAGCUUCCACCAGCUCUUCUACUUUGAAUUCCCUCAAUCUUUUCAGCAUUGUAAGAGAACUGAAAAUCAUCGCACCGGCACUGUCCAGACAAGCCUUUGCAAAACUGCUGGAGCAUCGUACAAAGUGUGGUGGGCAGUCAGGACCAGUGUGCGGGGACACGCUGCAGCGCAGCUUCCUGGAGUUUUCCUAUUGUGCUUUUGAGGAAGAUAACUUGUCCUGUGGUGCACCUUUCACCUGCCCCGCUUGCACCCCAGACAUGUUGGCAAUCUCUGUGGAUGGCAACAGGAAGCUAUACCGGUUUCUCCUAAACGGAAGCUCCGACUCUUUGUUUUUUGAAGGGGCAUUUAUCGCAGAAGACACAUCUGUGUCUGCAUUUGUUGAUGUCUUGCAUUAAGCUGUGAAACAGCUACCUGGACAAGGCAGAUAUGGGAGCUCCUCAUGGACAGCAGCGAAAGGAGACUUCUAGGAGGACCUUCAAGUUGGACGAAGAGGGCAUGGAGGUUGCGGUGUGUCGGCAUAGUUUCCUCCUUAAAGCGCUUAAUAUGUUUAGUGGGUCAACUGCGGGGGAGGAAGUUGAACAGGUGAACAGCUACCUCUCCCGCUGUGCCUUAACGACUAAAUACAUGUCAAAAGGAGCACGUGUGGAUAUGCUUACAAUCCAUGCUAUGGCCUGGAACUACAAAAAAAUCACAACACUACAUCGGGCAUUGUCUGCAAGAUAUGUGAAGGUGUUCUCUGUAAAUGGUUUCAAUUUGUGGUUAUUGUGUAGCUUUGUGUAACUGUAUUGUUUAACUGUCGCAUUAGACUUGCCAGAGGCUUCAGGAGGAGACUGCAAGUCUAGCGGAACUUAAAGAAAGCUUGGCAAUAAGGUAAUAAGGUAAUAAGGCACAUUACCUCUAUGCACGCUUCAGAAAUUACAAUGCAUUUAAAUGUCAUGUUUACCAUCAUCAUCGGCAGUCAUCUUCUGCAUCACAGUGUGUCUCAGUUCUCUGUUGCUGAAAGCCACUCAGAUGAAGGGCAGAUGAUGAUGGGGUGAGGAGGAUAUACUAGACCCUGCACAACUGAAGAGCUUACAUAUGAGAAAUCUGUCCACGUUUUACAUGAAGUUGCAGGCGAAGCACCUGAUCCCUUCCUCCACAGUACAGUUAAUUGUAAAAGAGAUUAAUAAGCUCAGUGGAGUGUGCCAGCAGUACACAAACAAUCAACUACAAGUAUCUCUUCAAACAAAAACUAAACUCUCUGAGACAGAAAUUGAAGAUGUUUUGAAAACCCUAGAUGGCAUGGAUAACAGAGAAAACAGUACUUUGAGGAAGAUUUUCCCUAUGUGCAUCCAAAAUGCAUUUUUCUGGGGAUUGAUGAAAACAGAAAGGAGUGACAUGCCCAGUAUAUUCCCAUAAAAGACACAUUAACAGCUCUCCUGAAAGAACCUGCUGUGUGGAAAGAAUGGUGUACAUUUAGGAAUGAGAGUACACCUCUUAUUUUUAAUGAUGUAUGUAAUGGAUCUGCUCAACUAUGCCAAGGUAAAUUCAAUUUUACAAUCUGGAGCACCUUUAAAUUCAUUUUAUUCUUCUCAUACUGGCAUUUCUUUCAAUGUGUCUUUAUCUGUCACGGUGAGAAGGUGCAUCGAUUUCCCUUCCACUGGUGUGUAGUACUGGAUCUUUUGGGCUUAGACCUGAUAAUCAUGCUUUCGUGUGUGUUACAGCUGAAGCGUUCCUGCCUGUGAGUCUCUGAGCAUCAGCUCCAGUUAUUCUUGCCACACAGACCGUCUGAGUCUAAUAUGGGAUUUUAUUUUCAUUUCAUCAAUAGAUAAAUGGAGACCCUCUUUAUAAAGAGGACCUGUGCUGGAGAGUUCCCUUCGCCCACCUCUGACCAGUUUGGGACGACAAUGCUGUGUGUGAACAGGACCUUUAUUUUGGAGUGACGACAUGACGUCAUAAGACUGCGCCGCGCUCCUGCAUCUGCUGUUAUUCUGCUGAAGAAAGGUUUGUUUUAAGAAUUUAAUCGGUUUUAAUCGACAGAAACAGUUUUAAUUGUUUUUUUUAAUAGUUUUACAAGCGAUGUUAAAUGAGUUUAUUCACUAUUUAAUGUAACAUUGUGAUUCUUUAUCUAACUGUAAUGAAGGAUAUUUGUUUGAGUAAAACCAAAGACUAUAGAAUUAUACAGUCUUAAAUGAACUUUGGUAAAACUCAUAUCCACUGAUGAGAAACAGUAAACCUGCGUCUCAUUUCUCUCUCUCUAUAUAUAAAUCAGUUUAUCAUGAACACGAGUUCAGUCUCUGGAGAGUCAUGAUGGA